CAGCCAUAACAGUCUUUCUGCCCAGUUGCCACUAAAAGCGUUGGUCUCUGAACUUUGCCCGGUGUGGGCGCUUUGUCUGAAGCACCAUGGACAGCAACCCUCUGGCGCACCUCGACGCUGCUGAUUUCCUGCGCAUCUGGCAGCACUUCGAUGCCGACGGCAAUGGUUACAUAGAAGGGAAGGAGCUUGAUAACUUUUUUCGUCAUCUGCUAAAGGCUAUGGACCCUGGGAACGUCAUAACAGAAGAAAAAGUCCGGAUGGUUAAAGAACAGUAUAUGUCAGCUUUUGAUGUGACUGCAGAUGGACGCUUACAGAUACAAGAGCUUGCCAGUAUGCUUUUGCCAGAGGAUGAGAACUUUCUGCUGCUUUUCCGACGAGAAACACCCUUGGGCAAUAGUGUAGAGUUCAUUCGCAUUUGGCGUCAAUACGAUGCUGAUCGAAGUGGCUUUAUUUCUGCUGCUGAGCUCCAAAACUUUCUGCAAGAUCUUUUUCGUCAACAUGGAAAAAAUGUUUCUAAGGCUAAAUUGCAGGAAUAUACUGAUGCCAUGAUGAAGAUCUUUGACAAAAAUAAAGAUGGGAAACUGGACCUGAAUGAUCUAGCAAGGAUCCUGGCUCUUCAAGAGAAUUUUCUCCUUCAAUUUAAAAUGGAUGCUUGUAGUACAGAAGAAAGGAAGAGAGAUUUUGAGAAAAUCUUUUCUCACUAUGAUGUUAGUAAGACAGGAGCACUUGAAGGCCCUGAAGUGGAUGGGUUUGUUAAAGACAUGAUGGAACUCGUCAAGCCUAGCAUUAGUGGCACGGACCUGGAUAAGUUGCGCCAGAUACUGCUUCGCCACUGCGAUGCCAACAAGGAUGGGAAGAUUCAAAAAUCUGAACUUGCCUUGUGUCUGGGAAUUAAAAUGACCCCAUAGACCUCAAUUAGCUUUCCCUAUGGUUUGCUACUUUUGUCCUUUGCAAACCUGCUGAUGCUGGUAGAAUAUCUUCAGUGCUGUGUUUAUCAUCUGUGUUAUAUUACUGAACCUGGAAGAUAAGGGCAAAUCACUGCUGAGAUGAAUAUUGAAUUGUAAGGAUGCAGCCAAACAGAAAGCGUGUUAUGAGCUUUGUUCCUUGAGCUCUUUGUUCCAUGCUGUUCCAAAUGAGAUAUUAUCCAUGGGAUUUCAGAUGCCUUUUGUAAGCAUGCUCAUAUUCUCAAGCCUGCCACUUUGUCAGGAUAUGCAUUCUUUACCAGUACUGGUGCUACAGAACAUUGAAUUUUAUUGUGUUCAGAGAUCUAAACUAAAACUGAAGUCUCCCUCCCUUUUCCUCCUCAGUGCUUUAUGUCUGUGACAGCUACUUGUUAUAUGAGAUUUGAUGUAUUUUUAAAAAGGCACAUGAGUGCUAUGAUAUCAGUUGCGGAUCGGUGUAUUUAGGAAUAAAAGCGGCCAUUUAGAAGACAAAA
Messenger RNA from Heteronotia binoei (common prickly gecko), 1435 nucleotides. RefSeq names its product secretagogin, EF-hand calcium binding protein (gene SCGN). The record is from RefSeq and is a predicted model, not a curated record. The transcript is spliced from 11 exons. The coding region runs from base 87 to 908 and encodes 273 amino acids. NCBI's taxonomy places the organism in Eukaryota, Metazoa, Chordata, Lepidosauria, Squamata, Gekkonidae. Gene Ontology annotation, biological process: regulation of presynaptic cytosolic calcium ion concentration; regulation of long-term synaptic potentiation. Gene Ontology annotation, cellular component: dendrite; synapse; cytosol. Gene Ontology annotation, molecular function: calcium ion binding.